AUGGCGUCUCAUCUCAAAAGUGUUAAAAUAUCAACCAUGACAGAUGAGAUACAGAAGACGUUAUGUGAGCAUGCUAAAGAUGAUCCAUCUUGCACUCAAAAACAACUACAACAAUGGGUGGCUGAAAAAUUCAAUCUACAAGUAAGUCAGGCAACAAUAUCAAACACCAUUAAGAAGUCAACAGAUUAUCUAUCGACUAAUAUGGAUAGAGGUGGUACAAAAAGACACAAAGAAUUGAAUUAUCGUUAUACAAUGGAUGCUGAAAAGGUUAUUGAUUAUCCUAGUGAAAAUAAAGCCGCUGCAGAAUUUUUGAAUGAUGAACAAAUCAUUAGCAUUGUUAUGGAAAAUGAGAAAGAAGAUGAAGCAGAAUAUGACAGUACAGAGUUGGAGCCGGUCUCACGAAAGAAUGUCCUUCAAGCAACAAUUACAUUGCGUAAUUUUCUCUUGCAAUAUGAACAUAGUACGCCACAGCUCCAUAAUGCAUUAAGAAUGAUUCAAGAUGAAGUGUAA
This is a messenger RNA of Impatiens glandulifera, 510 nucleotides long. RefSeq lists its product as uncharacterized. The coding region runs from base 1 to 510 and encodes 169 amino acids. The record is from RefSeq and is a predicted model, not a curated record. The transcript has 2 exons. Lineage: Eukaryota; Viridiplantae; Streptophyta; Magnoliopsida; Ericales; Balsaminaceae.